Molecule: messenger RNA, 852 nt
Organism: Rubroshorea leprosula
Lineage: Eukaryota; Viridiplantae; Streptophyta; Magnoliopsida; Malvales; Dipterocarpaceae
Source: the annotation of a GenBank genome assembly
GUGUAGAUAGAGGUAUAUAGCUAGCUUUUAUUGGGAGCAUUAGGAAAGCAAAUUUAUCCUAAAAUAAUAAACUGAAGAAAACUUUUAGCUUAAAUGCUUGACCAAAAUGUACUUUAUGUAGCUGUACCUAGAACCAGUACUAAGACUAAGUUACAUUUUAGAUCUACUUUGAUUGGAACCUAUUGACAUUUGGCAUCAACUUUUAUUGAUUUUUUUUUAUGUAAUGAAUCUAUUAAGAAAUGCUGUUUCCACUUUUCAUUUCUUGUUGGAAUAGUUUAUGAUCUAUGUCCAAAAAGGACGACCGUUUUAAUUCUUUCUUUCUUCAGGAUUCAUCUGCUGUAACUGUCCAUCCAUCUGGUGUUGAGAAAACUCUACAUGAAUGCAUACAUGAAUUGAAAGGGUGGUAUGGAGACAAGCAGGGGAAAAAGUUUUGGGUUUGGGUGGAUCGUGUGUUAUCUACGCAGAUUGGUCCAAGCACAUGGUUGGUGAAUUUCAAUAAGUGGGAGCAAUAUGUUAGCUUUUCAACUGAUAUUCUUAUGCUGACUUUUGCAGGUGAUGUGCGGUGCUGUUGUGCAACCACAGGAAAGAUCAAUGCUAAGAUAAGAAAGCUAGAACAUUAUAAUGUGUAAACCAACUUUUUGAAAUGAUUUGCUUAGAUCAUUGACUUGUGGACUUCAAGAGGGUGAUGGUUCACAUGGGUUCAGCCGGAUGCGUGUACAACAGGCGUGGCUGUAAGGAUCAAAAAUAAAAGAUCAUUCAGCCUGGCUGUUCUAGAUUGGUAUCAGAUACUAUCCCUGACCUUUCCAGCUCCAGAGUAUUGUUCAGUAGUCAAUUGAAGUAAAUGUACUAAUG